CAAUUAGCUUCCAGGAUGGGCGGGACCACCACAGAUAACGGACCAAAGUCUCCCUCCGUCUGUUGUCGUUAACGGAUACGUCUGGUGAUAAUUAUGUGAUUAAACGGCAGAAACACUGUAAAUAUUAGCAUUAGUGUGUGGUAUAAGAGCAGAGGAAAAUGCUGGUCACCGAUUUAGAAACACGCUGAGCUUCUGUCUGUCUGUUUCCCGGUCUCCUCCCCUGAUCUUUCCCCAGUCGAUGACAUGUCUCUGGCUCAGCGGGUUUUGUUGACGUGGGUCUUCACCCUGGUCUUUCUCAUCAUGUUGGUACUCAAACUGGACGGGAAGGUGCAGUGGAACUGGUUCCUCAUCUUCCUCCCGGUUUGGGUCUUCGAUGGCAUCCUCAUCCUCAUGCUUGCCAUCAAGAUGGCGGGCCGUUGCAAGCCUGGUUAUGACCCGCGCAACGGUUCGCCGGACCUGCGCCUGCGUGCCUGGUACCUGGCGGCCAUGCUGCUCAAGCUGGGCUUCUGCCUGACACUGUGCGCCAAGCUGGAGAAGCUGGCCGACGUUAAGCUGACGUUUGUUUGCAUACCACUGUGGACCAUGUUACUGGGGGCGCUGGUGGAGCUGGGGCUGAAUAUCUUUCCCGAGAGGAGAGAGGCUUAAGAGGGAUCAAACCUCAUCAUAAAUAAUCACAUCAAUCAAAACACUGUUUAAAAAAAAAUCUGAAAACCAGUGUUGGGAACUAAUUUGUGUUUGUAUGACCAUGACUUAGUGAAACCGGAGCUUUUUCAUUGAAUAUUUCCAGGACUGACGCUCAUGGAAGAAUCAAAUCAUUCAUCUCAAGAAUAAGAAAUUCUGUGUUGAACAAAGAUUCAUGUGUGUUCAGACCUCAGCGGACCGCGCUGGGCUUUAGCAGAGCUGGGUCUCUGCUGUCUUUGCUGCUUAGGAGAUGCUAGUGAAUCCAUCACGUUUGAAAAUUUCAAAACAGCUCAACAGAGUCAAGUAAUAAUUGCAUUUUCGUUAUGAAGAAAAAACUGUCAUAAGAGGAUCAACUGUAUCCUUGUAAAACUACUGUGAAGCUUAAACUGGAGGAGUAGAUUCCUCCAAUGUUUGUGUUUUGUUUCCAAGUGUUGUUUUCUGUAUAUAAGCCAGCAGAGCUGCUCUUUAACUGGAAGGUAGUUGGUGAAUUUUCCUUUUUCUUUAAAGCAUAAGUUGUCACUCACUGCAGAGUGACUGUACGUAUAGGUAUGAGGUUUUUUUUGUAAGUAUUGUUGAUAUUGUGCGGCUGUAUUUACACUACAUUAGUUUUUCCUCUCAUUCCUGACCCGUGGAGGGUUUCUGGCCAAAUAUUGUUUUACAAGUUAUAAAUUAACCCAAAAAGAGUUCAUGGUAAGAGCUUGUUUUGGCUUCAAGCACUCAAGAAAUGAACAGCAGUUUUAAGAAACUGUUCGGUACACAAAUGCAUCCUGGAACAACUUGUGAUAUUCCUCCCUCUGCCCUGUACAAGGUCUCUUUUGUACCAUGUAAAUCAUCACGUGUCACGCGAAAGUCAGUAAGCUCUGAUAAUGUCUCCGCACCGAGACUGAAGGUCAAUAAGACAGAAUCCUUGACGCGUGUUGCACUCGGUGACCGAAGUACUUUACUCAUACAUUUAGAUAAAUACGUUUUUUAUGUCAAGUUAAUUAUUGUUUCACAUUUUGACUUCAACAGCUGACACUGUGCAUGAGCGACAUUUGUUUUCGUGCCAUUCGAUUCUUCAGUAUUUCAAAUACAUUCUUUGCAUUAUUUUGCACUGUGUUGAAAAGUGAAUGAAUACUUGUUUUUUUGAGAUCGAAAGUAUUUGAUAAUUGAUGCAUGUCUUGUAAAAAAAUUAAAUAAAUGAAGGUUCUGCACUAGAA
Messenger RNA from Thunnus maccoyii (southern bluefin tuna), 1880 nucleotides. RefSeq names its product transmembrane protein 60-like. The coding region runs from base 244 to 645 and encodes 133 amino acids. Lineage: Eukaryota; Metazoa; Chordata; Actinopteri; Scombriformes; Scombridae. The record is from RefSeq and is a predicted model, not a curated record. The transcript is spliced from 3 exons.